CUGGCAUCGCCGUCGCUAGCGAGCCGUGUUGUCGGAAGUGACGUCGCGGGGUCCCCGGCGUCUCUGGCUGUACAGUAAUCAGCUUAGAUGUUUAUUUUUAUAAAGAAUUAAAGACACGGAAAUAAACAACAAAACUUUGGCCAUGGCGAGUGAGGAAAAGCCAGUGGUCUACACGAUGGAGAAUCGGCCUAUAGUGACGUGUGGUGGAGACCAAUCUCUCUUCUCAUCUAUUUACCAAACCUUGGUGCAGCAACUCCCAAAAGAAGCAGUUGAAUGGAGGCGGUCAUAUGGGCGUCCCCCAAAGAUGAUCAACCUUGAAGCGAACUUUGUGGCGUUCAAGGAAGAUCUGCUGCCAAAGGAGGGAAGCAAGGCCCUGCUUACAUUCCCCUUCCUGCACAUAUUCUGGACGGAUUGCUGUGAGUCGGAAGUGUACAAGGCGUCGACGAAGGAAGAGAUCACGCGUUGGCAGUCGCUGCUGCGUGCGUACAACAGCCCCGACUGGCUGGUGGUGCUAGUGGAGAAUGAGAACCGAAAGAAGAAGCAGCCCAUUGCCCUGCCACGCACCUCAAUCAUCGACAAGAUCAGAAACGACUUCUGUAACAAGCAGAGUGACCGGUGUGUCGUGCUAACCGACCCCCUGCGCGACUCGAGUAAAGCGCAGGAGUCGUGGGCCUCCUUCGUGGCGAAGCUGCGCACGCUGCUGCUAAUGUCGUUCACGCGCAACCUGGGUCGCUUCGAGGAUGACAUGCGGGCACUGCGGGAGAAGCGCACGCACCCCUCUUGGAGCUUCUGCCACUACUUCAUGGUGCAGGAGGAACUAGCGUUUGUGUUCGAGAUGCUGAAGCAGUAUGAAGAUGCACUGGUGCAGUACGACGAGCUCGAUGCUCUCUUCACUCAGUACGUCGUCAACUUUGGUGCCGGAGACACCGCCGAUUGGUUGUCAAGCUUCCGUCGGCCAGUCAGCAGCUGGGUGGGCCUGGCACUGUGGCGGCCGAUCGACAUGGGAAAACGAGAGGCGGUGCAGACGGGGCAGGCUUCGCUGCUCGAUCUGCGCAGCUACCUAUUCUCGCGCCAGUGCACGCUUCUCUUCUUCCUGCAGCGGCCUUGGGAGGUGGCGCACCGGGCCCUUGAGUUGCUGCAUAACUCUGUGUUGGAGUUGCGCAUGCUGGAGAUCCAAAUGCCAGUGGGUGCGGUUGAUUGCUGGGUCUACAUCAGCUGCCUGGAGGUGCUGCAAAGGAUCGAGACGUUCUGCGACACCAACCAGAAUGACUCGUUCGCUGCUUAUGCGGCCGGGCUGCGGGCAUACGCACGGGAAAAGCUCCAAGGCCUGGGCUCUCUGUGUGGCCUUAUGUCUCCUAAUGGCCCAGACUCGGAGGAGCUGAACCGCACAGUGGACCUGCUGGCUGGCCUGCGGGAUGACGACGAAGACAGUCCAAGCAACAUUAACAACCCUGGAAAGAAGCUAAGAGAAGCCCUGUCUUCAAUGGAAGCCUAUGAGAAGCAUUACAUGGAGCUGUCGGAGAUUGCAAUGGGGACAUACAAACACAUAGGGAGGAUUCGUUCAGCCCGACUGAUAGGCAAGGACCUGGCGGAGUAUCACAUGAGAAAGGGGGAGCCGCAAAAAGCCGAGGCAUUCUUGUAUGAUGCGCUGAAGACAUACCGAGACGAAGGCUGGACGCUGCCCGUCACACACACACGCAAGCAGAUUGCCACUUGCCAGAAGCAACUGGGAAACACCACCAAAUACCUGGAGAUGUGCAGCCUCCUGGCCAGUGAUCUGAACCUGCCUGUGGAUGAGAGGGAGUCUUACUUCAAGGAGAUCCUGGGGUCCAGUGGUGCAGAGGAACAUGGCGAAAUCCUCCUGCCUCUUGAGCCGGUGCUGCAGCUGUCGAGCGUGCGCUUUACCCCGGCCUCUGCGCUCGUCAACCUCAACGGCACGCUCGUUCUGCAGCUGGUGCUCGUCAGCCGGCUUCCCACCAGUGCCAACUCCACCGCCAUUUCCAUAGCGCUUGCUCAUGAACCGCGGCCUGGCUCCACCGCCGCCACCGGGGCUAUCGGCAUCACGCCCCGUUACCCGGAUGGGCGAGUCGUGUUCCCGGGAAACGCGGCGACGGACUUGCCCGUGCGCCGGCAGCUCCCGGCAUUGAUCGACGUGUGCGAGCUCAGGGAGAAAGGCCCACAGGCGGAUGCCCCACUGGUGUCAAGCGGCGUCGUAUGCCGCAACUCGCACAUGCUGCUGCGCCGUCAGGACUCCAACACGUCCUCAGGCCGCGGUGCUGAUGUUACGAGGGAAGAGGCAUCACGCUCGCUCAGGGCUGCUGGCGUGCAGCUGAGGCCUGGAAAAAAACACCGUCACCCUCUCUGCCGUGGUGAGAGCAAAAGCGCCAUCGUGGAAGUCCUCUACAGAGUCACAGAGUCUGGCUCGUUCACACUAAGGCAGCUUUGCGUGCAGCUGGGCCGCGUGCAUCUCCUGUCACGUCGCCUCUAUCCUCCACUGCAGUACGACGUCUAUUCACAGGAGCCACAACUCAACCUGCUGCCCUCGCAUGAGCCACUGCUAGCGGGUGUGCCACAAGAGCUGACUGUGACCGUGAACACCGGCUGCUACUCUGUGCGUGGGGGUGACGCCUUGCAGCUCAGCCUCCCAGCCGGGCUGCUCAUCCUUAACUCUGGCAAGAACACGGCACGCAUCAGCACCGAUACUGGCGAGGAGCUCCCGGAUGCCGUGUUCACGGUGUCUCCCUCGGAGCGCAUCGUGAGCGUCAACCUCCCCGCUACGCCGUGCUACCACACUCUGCGCUUCAGCCUGCGCGUCGCCUGUGCACUGCCGCUCGCCGCGGCCGGCGGAGCAGACGGGCAAGAUGGAGCACCAGCGGAUAAAGUGGAGUCACGAAAGGCGGGCGGUGGUGCUGUCAUCGAAGCAGACGUUCUUGAUCAGAAGAUCUCUAUUGACAGUCCCUGGUCCAUCUACUCCACGAUCGUUCCCCUGGCAUUCAAAGUUCCCUUCCGUACGCGGCACUCUCUGCUCACGGCUGGGGAGAGAAAGUUUGUGCAGGUGUGCCUGAGCAACAUGACUGAGGUCGCGUUCGUGUUGCGCGACCAUCAUCUGGGCGAUGUGACGACUCCUGAUGGUGAUGACGGCUGCCAGAGUGCCCAGCUGAAACCUGUCAACCCACUGAGCCACAAUGUUGUCCUGGGCGGGCAGAAAAUGUGGUUCGUCUGGGAGCUUUUGCCUACGUCUCCAGCCACACCACUGCGAUGCCACUUCUCUGUGGGCUUCUGGCCGGAGGAGGGAGCCCCGGGCAGCCCCUCUGCUGGCCAUCCGAACCAUGACAGUCCCCUUGAAGACGUGGACAGCGCCCCUGGGGGCCCUCCUGGUCCCACCACCACCGCCGCAUCCGCUGAACCCAGCAGGCACCGCUACGAGUUCACGCUUAGUGACUUUAAGACUCUGUACGUGGUUCUAUCUGAAGUGCGGCCACCUCCUGGCUUUGACGCAUGCCGUAUGGGCGAGCUGUGCUCACUGGAUGUGAGCAUUACGCGGCUACAGAGAGGAGGCGCUGCCACCGAUGAGGAAACCCCGAGCAGCCAGCUGCUCUACCAAGUGGCUGACAACUGCAGCAAUUGGGCUGUGUGCGGCAAGAGCUCGGGGCUAGUUCAGCCUGCUCCCCGGCCAGGCACGACCCACUCUCUGCAGCUACAGCUGAUGCCGCUAUUUGCAGGGAAGCUACCCCUGCCCGACGUGAGGCUGGCACGGUUACUGCCAUCGCAGGAUGCACCCGCCCCUCCCUCUCUGCACCCAGACAAUGUGCCAGACGGAGAGGGCGAACAUGACGACGUGGGAGCAGCAGUGUUGCCCAGUGACACGGACAGUGUGCGCAGCCGGUGGUCUGGGGGCAGCGCGGGUAGUGGUGGAGCGGCUCUGCUGGGCAGCUCCUUCCCGCUCGUGCCCCGGUUGCAACAGUUUGCAGCAGGGCAGGUUUACCACGCUAGCCGUGCUGCGCAAGUGCUGGUGCUGCCGGCACAUGACCACAGCCUCCUGGACGUCACGGCACCGUGACAAGCGCUCCGAUGUCACCGCUCCCAGUUUGUGCAGUUAAGUCUCUCAAUGGGAAAUAUACGAUUGCACUGGCACAAGCCAGGAUGGGAGAGUCACGGUAUGAGUAGUUUUAUACUGAUUUGGCAUGCUGAUCUGUAAACAAUCCCUCGAUACACUGGCUUUGGUUCCCAAGCCAAAUAAGAGACAAACAGGGCAAAGGGGAUAGGGCUAAUGGCUAGAGCAUCACCACAUCAUUUGUAGCAUUUGCCAACGGUGCUAAUUGGUGGUGUGAAACCUCUUGAUAGGAUUGUCAAUGAACCACAUUUUGCUCGUCUCCAGAUGCAACUUCAGUGUGAUACCAUGGCCACCAUUUUAAAUACAUGGCUCUGCCUGAGCUAUACUGGGCAAGCUCAGCCCUGAUGAGGCUAAGGUUGUGCAGUGGAAGUAAUUUACAGUUGUCAUGUGGCUCAAUACCAUUUCUGAUCCUGUGUUUGAAUCUGGAAAUUCUGAGAUCCAAUUGGAUUCUCAAGUUUAGUAAAUGGUCACAGCCUAGUAACCAAUGAUUGGACAUGAGGUUUUUUUUUAAUUUGAUUGGUCUUGGUCUUUUUGCAUAUAAUUUAAAAAAAUAGGACAUGCAACACUUUGCAAGACAUUGUGGGGCCUUUAAUGUGGAAAGGUGCGACUAUCUUUGGGACACCUUGAUUCUAUUCUUUAGGCCUUUUGGUAAAGUCACGUAGGUUCAAAGGAAAUAACUACGUUUUGAUCGCAACACAAGCGGUCGUCAUCAGAAGGGUAUUAAGCUUCUAAAGGCAAACUUUAUAAAGGUUUGAGAUGGGCGUAGCCCAAAUGUCAGCAGCAUGGGCAGGGCAGCUGUUAAUGUAAAUGGUGGACGGCGACUGCGAAGGUGGUGGGUUUUCCACCAAUUGAAGGGCUGCCAGGUAAAAAAUGAGCAUGUUAAUGUAAGAUCAGUGAGCAGCCUCCACGCUGAGGUGGCUAUGUUAAUGAGAUCAGCGUGUGAAUGGCAGUUGGUAGGUGCGCGAAGGCAGCUGUGCCAGACAUUUAACCAGUUAAUGUAAAAUCAGAGCCCAAAAAAUAACUAUUGGAAGGUGGUAGGAUGGGAUCACAGCCAGUUAUGACAAACUGGUUGAUAACAUCCUUUCAAUGAUUGCUCAGUUUGUACCCAUCUCAGUUGAAAUUGGCUAUAUAUGGAUGGCUUCAUGAACAAACCUUUGUUGAUAGCCAAAGAAUGAAUUCCUGCAAUCACGAAAGCUUUAAGUCAAGAUUUAACCUUGAUGCUAUCUAGUUAGAAAAGUGGCCAAAAACAGGGCUAUUGGAUUCAACAUCUUCACUGAAAAGGGGUUUUCAUCUCAUGGCAACACCAUAUAGCAUGUAUUGUUGGUCAGCUUGUUAUAUAGACCUGCUCCCUUGGUGUCAGGACUCAAGCAUCAAUUUGCUGUUGUGGUGCAUGUAGAACCUAACCUCUAAUGGCUGCAGGGGACCACGUGAACCAGUCAGUGUACAUAGACAAUUAAAGCUCCCUUUGCUAGGCCCAGUCGGUUCCAAAUAGCUUUGCACGAUUUAAGGCUGGGACAUCCUUAAAACUAAUUGUGAUGUAAUUGAGCUGUUGCAGCCUGAAUAAAGUUUCAAGCCCAUUAAAAAUUAGUUUUUAUCAUACUCUGGUUCUUUUAGUAAAGUCACGUAGGUGACUUAGGAUAUCUGACCAAAGCUUGUUAAAAUAAUCAUGCUCAUCAGUUCCCUCAAAGCCCAUAUAGCUACUUAUGACAAGAGCUGUGCCAUGCCAUUCCUGGAACAGCCUGUUACUCAUGCAAACCUAGAUCCAAUGUCUUCCGAAUUACUAUUUCUAAGCUAUUCAUUGGAUGAAACUCGCGUGUCACGCAGGAACAAUUUUAUCCAUAGAUGGGGCCCGAGGUAUAAGGGUAUUCAUGUUAUAGAUAAUUACAAAUCUAGUGUGGAUGUCUUGUGUAAGAAUCACAUUUCAAAAGGCUUGUACACUGCAUAUUCACAAAUAAUUAAUAUACAUUUGUUCUUCGUGUCCCUAUUUAUCAUGAGUGCAUGCCUAAGAGGAAAGUGUUGGAUGGAUGUCAGGCACCAAUUAAUAACUGCUCAUUCUACAUUACUUUUGCAGUGGCACUGAUCACUUUCUUGCGUCAUUUAAGCGACCACUGAUGAAUGGAUCAGGUUAAGUCAUGUAUAAGUGCUUUGGAAGUAUCAAGUACUCCCAUACGUUUAGUCAGAUCCGAAUGGGAAAUAACUCUGGAAAUGGCUAAAUAUACUGGGUUUUCUUCACGUUUGAAUGAGCCACAUGUAUUUACAGCCCUUUAAACAUUCUGUAAAUGAGGCACGAAUAGCUAAAUAAGAGAUCAAAAUUACUGAGCACUGUCCCAAUUCCUUUCGCAGGUCACAUUCAAACACCACAGCAUUAUCCAAUGUGCAUGUCAACAAAGUAUGAAGAGAAAGCCCUUAUCAAGUGUCGACAGGUCAGAAUAUAUUUCACUCGUACCACAGUGAUUGAAAUCUAUUCAGGACCUUUUUAAAGGUGGUUGAUCUCAUGUGGCUGUGAGCCGUGUGAAGAUUUGUCCCACAUUCAUUAAUCCAGGAAAAAUCUAUGGGAGAGUGGCUUUGAUUGGAUGUAAGAUCACAAUAAAGGGUUCAUUUUGCA
Messenger RNA from Petromyzon marinus (sea lamprey), 6719 nucleotides. The record is from RefSeq and is a predicted model, not a curated record. NCBI's taxonomy places the organism in Eukaryota, Metazoa, Chordata, Hyperoartia, Petromyzontiformes, Petromyzontidae.